AUGCGAUUGAAAAAUAUAUCUAUAUUAUCUACAAUUCUUACCAGUAUUGUCACGCUAUCUGUUAUAUUAUAUAUAAUAUUAAUGAGAAUUGACGGCAUAAUAUCGGGUGAACCCAAACCACCAUCAUCACCUCGAUGGUUAAAAUUUCCUGUUAUUCAAACAAUCGAUCAAACAAUAAGAGUCACUGAUCCUGAUCACAAACUUCUAUUUAUAGGAGAUGUGCAUGGCAAUUACGACGAAUUAAUUCAAUUACUAAAAGAACAUCAGUAUUAUAAAGAUGGACAGCUGAUAGCAGACCCCAAUAAAGUUCAUAUUACGUUAUUAGGAGAUUUUCUCACAAAGGGACCCGAUUCUUUGAAAAUAGCCGAUUUUAUUUUGAAAUAUAAAGAUCAAAUUGGUUGUGUGUUAGGCAACAAUGAGAUAAUGGUAUUAUUAUCCUUAUUAAAUCCGAACCAUAGAUUCAAAUUUCCACUGAAGUUUACUACAGAAGACAACUUCUUGCCGAACGAAGAAUUUGAUUAUUGGAAUAUCAUCACACCAAGAAAGAAGCAUUAUAAAGUGGCCAAAAAAAUUGGGUUAUUUAAAUUAAGUGAGUUGGCACAACAUUGCUCCAUUGUUAAGAGGUUUGAUUUGACUUUAAGUAAUGAAAUCUUAUUCGGUGUGCAUGCAGGAUUACUUCCAGGCGAUUUUAUAUCAAAUGACGAAAUUGGAGAUAAAGGCGAGAAUAACGUUUUUUUGGGGAGAAUACCUAAAAUCAUAUCAUUAGUGGAUAUGAAGUAUGUUAAUGAAAAAAACUGGACCGAAACAGGAAGAAACAUAGACGAUGUUCAAAAUGGUAUAAAAUGGUACAAGGUAUGGAAUAAAUAUUACCAAGAUGAUUCUGAAAACAAACCUAAUAUAACUGUUCUAUAUGGACAUGAUGCACAUAAUGGACUGACAUUGAGGGAACAUACAAAGGGAUUAGAUUCUGGAUGUGUGAAUGGAGGUCACUUAUCUUCUUUGGAAUACAGUUUCCAUUCAAAACAUGGCCGUUAUAUAACCCAUUUACAUCAAGUUCCAUGUCAUAGAAUAUGA
This is a messenger RNA of Arxiozyma heterogenica, 1074 nucleotides long. RefSeq names its product putative serine/threonine-protein phosphatase (gene PPN2). The transcript has a single exon. The coding region runs from base 1 to 1074 and encodes 357 amino acids. Gene Ontology annotation, cellular component: cytoplasm. Gene Ontology annotation, biological process: polyphosphate catabolic process. The record is from RefSeq and is a predicted model, not a curated record. Gene Ontology annotation, molecular function: phosphatase activity; endopolyphosphatase activity. Lineage: Eukaryota; Fungi; Ascomycota; Saccharomycetes; Saccharomycetales; Saccharomycetaceae.